AUGCUCUCAAAGGAAGCCUCAGUGAAGUCAGCAUCACUGACGUCAGGAACCACUCUGGCCGAAGACAUCCACUGUGAAGACACACCCCCUGUGAAGCCGUCAGGAGCUACUCUGUCUGAAGACACCCCCUGUAAAUCACUCUGCCUGAAGACACUCCCUGUAAAGACGUCAGGAAUCACUCUGCCUGAAGACACUCCCUGUGAAGACACAUCCGCUGUGAAGACGUCAGAAACAACUCUGCCCGAAGACACCCAUUGUGAAGACGUCAGGAAUCAGUGUCUGAAGACACCCACUGUAAAGACACGUCAGGAGCCUCUCUCCCCGAAGACACCUCCUGUGAAGCCGUCAGGAGCUACUCUGUCUGAAGACACCCCCUGUAAAUCACUCUGCCUGAAGACACUCCCUACACCUGUGAAGACGUCAGGAAUCGCUCUGCCCGAAGAGACCCCCUGUGAAGACACGUCGGAAAUCAUUCUGCCCGAAGACACCCAUUGUGAAGACGUCAGGAAUCACUGUCUGAAGACACCCACUGUAAAGACGUCAGGAAUCGCUCUGCCGGAAGACACUCCCUGUGAAGACACACCCCCUGUGAACACGUCAGGAGCCUCUCUCCCCGAAGACACCUCCUGUGAAGACACACCCCCUGUAAAGACGUCAGGAAUCACUGUGCCCGAAGACAUCCCCUGUGAAGACACACCCAUUGUGAAGACUUCAGGAAUCCUUCUGCCCGAAGAUACCCCCUGUGAAGCCGUCAGGAAUCAGUGUCUGAAGACACCCACUGUAAAGACGUCAGGAAUCGCUCUGCCCGAAGACACUCCCUGUGAAGACACACCUCCUGUGAAGCCGUCAGGAGCUACUCUGUCUGAAGACACCCCCUGUAAAUCACUCUGCCUGAAGACACUCCCUGUGAAGACGUCAGGAAUCACUCUGCCUGAAGACACUCCCUGUGAAGACACACCCCCUGUGAAGCCGUCAGGAGCUACUCUGUCUGAAGACACCCCCUGUAAAUCACUCUGCCUGAAGACACUCCCUGUGAAGACGUCAGGAAUCACUCUGCCUGAAGACACUCCCUAUACACCCUUUGAAGACGUCAGGAAUCCAUCUGCCCGAAGACACCCCCUGCGAAGACGUCAGGAGCUACUCUGCCUGAAAACACCCCCUGUGAAGACGUCAGGAAUUACUCUGCCAGAAGACACCCCCUGUGAAGACGUCAGGAGCCACUCUGCCUGA
Penaeus indicus is the source of this 1230-nucleotide messenger RNA. RefSeq names its product cell surface glycoprotein 1-like. The record is from RefSeq and is a predicted model, not a curated record. The coding region runs from base 1 to 1230 and encodes 409 amino acids. The transcript has 13 exons. NCBI's taxonomy places the organism in Eukaryota, Metazoa, Arthropoda, Malacostraca, Decapoda, Penaeidae.